Messenger RNA from Ambispora gerdemannii, 207 nucleotides. NCBI's taxonomy places the organism in Eukaryota, Fungi, Glomeromycota, Glomeromycetes, Archaeosporales, Ambisporaceae. The record is from the annotation of a GenBank genome assembly.
CGUGAUUGGAAAUCAGCUAUAGAAAAGGAUAUAAGUGCAGAAGACCAAUAUCAUAUUGAUGUGAAUAUUUGGAAUAGUAUUGAAGAAUCUGAGCAUGAACCUGAAGCAUCAACUAGUAAUGCAAGGAUAGUUAUUUCUGAUCGCUAUGCAGUUAUCAAAAGUAGAAAAGCAGAGCUAGCAGCAGAUAUGGAAGCAUAUAAGACAUUA